AUGAGUAAAUUAGACUCAUACAAUGCAAUGAUAGUUUCAAAGUAUUUUAUUACAAUCACCGACUUUAUAAACUUUGAAUUAGUGAAUCACAAAUUUUUGGGCAAUAUGCACAAGUUUCACUACAAUCCAAUAUCUCUUUCUCAACGAGAUCUAAUAUAUUUUCCCAAUAUUGAAUCACUCCAUCUCUACAAAACGACAGAUCAAACUUUUCCUGACAAAAACUUUUUUCAAAAAAUUUUUUGGUUUCCCGUGCGCUAUUCGUGCACACAAUUCAAUAAUUACAAAAACGAAAAGUGUGGCGAAACGAGCAGUACCAAUAUUACUCCAAAUCUCCCCAAAAAUGUUUUUAAAAAUGUUAUUUAUUAUUUUGAUGAUGCCGCAAGAUAUGGGGCAACCAUUCCUUUAGGAGUUCACCGCAUAGCCCAAAACUGUUUUAGCAACAAAUUUCAACUUGAUUGUUGUAGCAUGCCUUCCACCCUCGUCGCUCUCGAUCAGAGUUGUUAUCUAAACUGUAGUAAUCUCUCGCGAAUAACAUUUUCUAAAAACAUUUCUUCAAUUGGAGAUUAUUGUUUUUCUCGAUGUACAAAAUUGAGCGAAAUUGUUUUACCGGAGCGGAUUACCAUAUUGGGUCAUAGUGUUUUUCUCGGAUGCUCCGGUAUAAGUCGGUUCGUAUUUCCUAGAUAUAGUGGGAAUUUGCCCCCAAAUUUUUUUUGUAAAUGUAGUUCACUCCAAAAUUUUGUUAUUCCAGAAGAGGUGACGGUGAUUCGGGGAUUUUGCUUCUAUGAAUGUGUGGCCCUAACAUCAGUGCAAUUUCCCCAACAAAUUCGGGAAAUUGGAGAUAGUGCGUUUCACUCAUGUCAACAAUUGGAAGUAAUCACGUGGCCACAAAACGUGCAACAAAUCGGGAAAAUGGCUUUUUAUAACUGUUUAACACUUAAAGAAGUCACACUUUCAAAUAACAUUUCUUUGGAGGAAAAAUGUUUUCAAUCGUGUUUAUCACUUUCUUCAAUCACAUUUUCACAAAAUUUAGUUUCAAUUGGGAAGUCAUGUUUCAAAUACUGCUCAAAAUUGAGUUAUAUUGAAAUACCAGACUGUGUUCAAAGUAUCGGGGAAGAAUGUUUUAAACAAUGCGAUUCGCUUUCUACUGUCGUACUUCCAAAAUAUCUUAAAAAUAUUACCAACGCUUGUUUUUCUAAUUGUUAUAGUUUAAAAACUAUAACCGUGCCUGAUAAAGUAAGUGAGAUUGGUGAUCUGGCAUUUUCUUCGUGUAGUUUGCUUUCAAGAGUCGUUUUGGGAACAAGUGUAACUUUUAUCGGACACAAAACUUUUGAGAAGUGUUUAAAAUUGUCCGAUAUAAGUGAUGUUCAAAAAAUCACAUUGCAAGAUUUGUUAAUUUGUAUUAUUAUUAUUAUUAUUACUAUGGUUUUUAUUAAACUAAAUAUACAAAUCAAGAAAAAAUUGGUAUUAAAGGAAAUACACUUUCGACUGUCCUAUAUAUUUAAAUUUUUAUUAAAAACAUAA
This is a messenger RNA of Entamoeba invadens IP1, 1521 nucleotides long. RefSeq lists its product as hypothetical. Lineage: Eukaryota; Evosea; Mastigamoebida; Endamoebidae. The transcript has 2 exons. Bases 1 to 1521 code for a protein of 506 amino acids. The record is from RefSeq and is a predicted model, not a curated record.